AAAAUGAAUCAUAGAUAAAUAAUAUAUAAAAUGAAUUAGGUUGGGUUGUAUUGUGAUGAAAAUGUUACAAAUUUAAAUAAAAAUGUUGAAUAUUUCAAGUAUUAGUUUGAUUAAACAAACACAUUUUAAGUUAUUCAAAAGACUUUUAUCAAAAGCGCAACUUAAAACUAAUGACUUAAUCCUUCUGAACCAAAAUUACUUGAAAGAUGAGUAUACAAAUAUCACUGAUAAAGUAUCAGGAUAUAUUGGAAGAAAUAUUUACUUACAACCCUCUAAUCCUUUGAAUUUAGUGAGACAAAGAUUAGUGAACUACUUUUAUAAAAAAUAUGUGAACAGAAGAGGAAACCCUAUCUUUUCUAUCCAUGAUAAUUUACCCCCAAUUGUCAAUGUUACCCAAAAUUUUGAUAGUUUACUUAUCCCCAAAGAUCAUCCUUCAAGGAAUAAAAGCGACUGUUAUUAUAUAAACAAGAAGUUCUUACUUCGAGCACACAUGACGGCUCAUCAAAGUGAGCUAAUUCAGUCAGGUUUAAAUAAUUUUUUAAUUAUAGGAGAUGUGUACAGAAGAGAUGAAAUUGAUAGAACCCAUUAUCCGGUUUUUCACCAAGUAGAUGCUGUUAGACUGCGAUCUAGGAAUCAAAUUUUUUCUGAUGAUAAUUUGAAUAUUUUUGAAGAAGGAACCAACACUGCUUUUACAGGCAACCAAGAAAAACAAGCUUGUCAUUCUUUGGAAGCAGUGAAAGUUGUAGAAUUUGAAUUAAAGGAUACCUUAGUUGGCCUUGCCAAAGCACUUUUUAAAGAAAACACCAAGUAUCGAUGGGUAGACACAACUUUUCCAUUUACACAACCGUCUUGGGAGUUAGAGGUCUUUCAUAAUGAUGAAUGGAUUGAGGUUCUAGGGUGUGGUAUUAUGCAACAAGCCAUUUUAAAUAACGCUGGAGUCCACGAUAAAAUCGGUUGGGCCUUUGGUCUAGGGUUAGAAAGGAUUGCGAUGUGUCUAUAUCAAAUCCCAGAUAUUCGUUUGUUCUGGUCUUCCGACUCAGGCUUCCUAAACCAAUUUAAAAACAAAAACGUCAAUGAUGAUAUUAUUUAUACCCCCAUUAGCCAAUAUCCUCAAUGUAAGAAUGAUCUAAGCUUUUGGCUUCCACCAGGGGAGUUUUCUGCGAAUGACUUUUAUGAUUUAGCCCGAAACAUAGGUGGGGAUUUGAUAGAACAGAUUGAAUUGAUUGAUGAAUUUAAACAUCCAAAGACUGGAAAAGUUAGUCAUUGUUAUAGGAUUACAUACAGACACAUGGAGAAGACUUUAACACAGGAAGAAGUUAGUGUCAUACAUAAAAGUAUAGCUGAUGCUGUUAAAGAAUUGGGUGCUACUAUCAGAUAAGGUUUAAAGUGUACAGUGUAAAGUUUUUGUUAAUAAAUUUUUUAUUGUUUUAAUAAAA
Molecule: messenger RNA, 1436 nt
Organism: Diabrotica virgifera virgifera (western corn rootworm)
Lineage: Eukaryota; Metazoa; Arthropoda; Insecta; Coleoptera; Chrysomelidae
Gene: PheRS-m
Product: probable phenylalanine--tRNA ligase, mitochondrial
Exons: 3
Coding region: 83-1378 (431 amino acids)
Biological process (GO): phenylalanyl-tRNA aminoacylation
Cellular component (GO): cytoplasm; mitochondrion
Molecular function (GO): phenylalanine-tRNA ligase activity; ATP binding; tRNA binding
Source: RefSeq, a predicted model, not a curated record